Cryptomeria japonica (Japanese cedar) is the source of this 2298-nucleotide messenger RNA. RefSeq lists its product as uncharacterized. Gene Ontology annotation, biological process: endonucleolytic cleavage of tricistronic rRNA transcript (SSU-rRNA, 5.8S rRNA, LSU-rRNA); maturation of SSU-rRNA from tricistronic rRNA transcript (SSU-rRNA, 5.8S rRNA, LSU-rRNA); ribosome biogenesis. The transcript has a single exon. Bases 1 to 2298 code for a protein of 765 amino acids. Gene Ontology annotation, molecular function: U3 snoRNA binding; GTPase activity; GTP binding. Gene Ontology annotation, cellular component: nucleus; preribosome, small subunit precursor. NCBI's taxonomy places the organism in Eukaryota, Viridiplantae, Streptophyta, Pinopsida, Cupressales, Cupressaceae. The record is from RefSeq and is a predicted model, not a curated record.
AUGCAGAUUCCUCCCCAACAACCUCAUAGACACGGUCCAUUGCACCAAACCAACAAAUUGCACAAAGGCGGUCGACAUGAGAAGAGAUCAAGUGUUACAAAUGCGCUCGGAAUUAAAUCGCUAGUAAAACCAGUCUCAAGAGUGAAACGUGAAGAUAGAUUAAAUCAAGCUGGUCAGAGUAGAAAACUUAAGCGCGAGAGAGUUAUUGAAGAGAAGAGGAAACUUGGUACAGAAAAUCAUCCUCCUCUCAAUGUAGGCGUUCUGAAUAUUAGUAACAAUUCUUGCAAAGCCUUUUUUAAGGGGAUUGAAAGUCAAGAUGAUACCGUGCUCAAGGCUAGAAAAAUCAAUGAUAGAUCCCUGUAUGUCCUUUCCAAUCGUUUAAGAAUGAGAUUUAGACUCAUUGCUCUGGAUGCUACAAACUUUGACGAGACCAUUGAUAUUAUCAAAAGCCUGGAUUUUUUAAUCUUACUGAACUCAGUUGAUCAUAUUGAUGAGUAUGAUAACUAUUGUGCUUCUAAACUCAAUCGAGCCAUCACCAUACAUUGUCUACCAACUAUCAUUCAUGUUGUAGAAGAUAAUUCACUCGAUAAAGAUACUAGCUCGUCAAAAAAAUUCUUAAAUGCAAAAAGAAUUCUUCGAUCGAAGAUAAAAGACGACAAAAUACACUGUAUUGAGCGUCCGCAAGAUUAUCAACAACUCCUCCACAUAUUAGGCAAUAGCAAAAGGCUGCGAUCACAAUUCAAAGAGGCUCGAUCUACUAUAGUACCUGAUAAUGUUGAACUUGAGGAUAAUUCUCUCACAUUUACCGGAUUUGUUCGAAAGCGUAUAUUAAGUCCGAAUGACCUUAUACAUAUUACUGGCUACGGGGACUAUCAAAUUAAGCAAAUAGAUGUUUUACCUGAUAUAGUGGCAUUGCGACCCACUUCGGUUGAAAGUCCCAAGGUUGUGCAAACGCUUUUGCCAGAUCCAAUGCAACAAGAGACUCUCGAGCAGGAAAAUGAAAUUGAUCCAAUGGAAGGAGAACAAACUUGGCCAACUGCUGAUGAACUAGCAGCUGAAGUGGAACGUCGUAAUACUAAAAAAGUGGUUAAGAAACUACCACCUGGAACUUCUGAGUAUCAAGGUGCUUGGAUACCCGAAGACUCUGAUGGGGAUUAUUCUGAUGUUUCUAGUGAUGAAGAUGGCGACACUACGAUGAAAGAAAUUAUGGAAGACGAUGUAGAUGACGAUGAGGAAAGCCAAUCAGAAGAUGAGAUGGAACUUCAACAAUCAGGUACAAAUGAUGAUAGAGAGUCAAUAAUGGACGUAGAAGAUUAUGAUAAAAGUCAUUCAAGAGAUAAAGAGCAAAAAAUCUUGGGAAAACUAAGAGAAGCUAGACUAGAUGAGAUGUUUCCGGACGAAAUCGACACGCCGGCAGAUACUCCUGCGCGUGUAAGAUUUGCGAAAUACCGAGGUUUGAAGAGUUUUAGAACCUCUCAAUGGGACCCGCAAGAGAACUUGCCCCCUGAUUAUAGUAAAAUCUUCCAAUUUCAAAACUUUCAGCAUACUAAAAGACGUGUUCUAAGCGAUCUUCCAACAGAAGGUGUCAAUCCAGGACAGUACGUUCGAGUACACUUAAAAGAUGUUUCUGGUGAGAUAGCUGCUGAUAUUCUCAAGAAGAGCGUUUUACCAACUCUUUUUGGACUGCUCAAAUAUGAACGAAAGAUGACAGUGAUGAAUAUAUUGAUUAAAAGGCUCUCAGACAGCACUACAAGCUACCCCAUCAAGUCAAAAGAUGAGCUUAUAUUUUAUGUUGGCUUCAGAAAAUUUAAAGCCAGACCAUUGUUCACCGCGCAUAGUGCUUCUCCCAAAUUCAAAUAUGAACGCUUUUUACGUGAUGAUAUUGCGAUGGUGGCUACUGUUUAUUCACCCAUCACAUUUCCUCCUGCACCUGUUCUCGUAUUCCGAGAAGGCUAUAAAGGAGAGAAGGAUUUAGUAGCCUCUGGUUCGGUUUUGGAUGCCAAUCCCAGCCGUCUAAUCAUAAAACGUAUUCGACUUAGCGGACAUCCAUUCAAAAUUCACUCAAAAUCAGCAGUGAUCCGAUUCAUGUUCUUCAACGGUGAGGAUGUAACAUACUUCAAGCCGGUCGAGUUGACAUCUAAAUACAAUCGACGAGGCCAUAUCACAGAGCCACUCGGAACUCACGGACAUAUGAAGUGCCUCUUCGAUAAAAGAAUACGCUCGGAUGAUUGUGUAUUUAUGAACCUGUACAAGAGAGUUUUCCCUAAGUGGAUCUAUUUGCCGAUAUAUGAUUUGUGA